Molecule: messenger RNA, 531 nt
Organism: Dovyalis caffra
Lineage: Eukaryota; Viridiplantae; Streptophyta; Magnoliopsida; Malpighiales; Salicaceae
Source: the annotation of a GenBank genome assembly
AUGAAGAAGAGGGAGGGACCGGAGUAUGUCGAUGAGGGGGCAAAGAGUCCCCAAGUGGAUGUGCGUUUAUGGUGUGUGGAGAGCUUUCAUACGUAUUCAAGUGUUUGUGGAUGUGUGCAAACCGUUAAAGAGAAUGAUGAAGAUCAAGAAGAUGAGAGGAGAAUGGGUAUGACUAAACUUCAAGGAAUUGAAAAGCCAUACGACUCAUGGAUGAAGGCUCCUAACGGAUGUCAAAAGCUGAAUGUAGGGAGAAAUGGCUUUGGUAGAGGCCAUCGAAGAAUGUCAAGAGAGAGGAGGUUUUUAAGAGCUAAUAAAGGGAAUAGAAAUGGCAAAGGGAUAAAUGUUAAUAAUGGAAAAGCAUUGAACGAGGAAGGGGAAAUGGAAACGGAAUUCAAAAGGAGGUAUACCGAGAAGGAAGGUAAAUGGGAGUUAGAUCAUAAUGGCUCAAUAGGCUCACAAAUGUCGGUUCGAGAUGAGAUAAAAGAUGAGUCUUUAAGGAGACUUGGAGCCCAAGCCCUCCCAUCACAAUAA